Messenger RNA from Humulus lupulus (European hop), 1322 nucleotides. RefSeq lists its product as uncharacterized. The record is from RefSeq and is a predicted model, not a curated record. Bases 61 to 1152 code for a protein of 363 amino acids. The transcript has 8 exons. Lineage: Eukaryota; Viridiplantae; Streptophyta; Magnoliopsida; Rosales; Cannabaceae. Gene Ontology annotation, molecular function: heme binding.
CGAUUAAUAAAAAAAAAGAAACCAAAUAUCCAAAGUCAAUAAUUCAUUUCAUCUUCUACAAUGCUUCGAGUCCUGUUAAUAAUUUCAUUACUGGGCUCCUUGUGGAUCGGACGGGUUCACUCGCACGAAGAAUCGGGUGAGUGGAGCUGCGACUCGGACAACUCGGAAACCCAACUCGUUGCCGAGUUCAGACCCGGCUUCAUCACCCUCGACGGUCACACUGACGAUUGGAAAGACAUUGAUGGAUUUGAGUUCUCUCUCCUCCCUGCUCUCGACCCAGAUGCUGAACACGAGUACAAAGAUGGAAAAAUGACCGUUAAGGCUUUACAUGAUGGUCAUGAUAUGUACUUUAUGCUACAAGUUGAUGGAGACUAUGUUUACUCCAAAGGUGAAAACAAAAAAUGUCCAUCUGUUGCUCUGAUGUUUCAAAUUGGCGAGGAGGCUUCGUAUCAUAAUAUGGGUGGGUGUAAGGAAGGAGUUAGCUCUUGCACAAGCAAGACUUGUAAGGGCCAUGAAGUUGACAUUAUGCACUUCUCAGUUGGAAAUGCCAUUCCGGGAAGGCUCUAUGGCAGCAAUCCAUUAGAUAAUGGAGAAGGGAAUGGUGGUGAUAGAUUUGGUCAUUUGGUUGAUCUCUAUGCUUGGAAUCCACACUGUAGAUACAUAGAUGGAAUGGGUCCUUCAGGAAAUGAUUCUCGCUCCCAGAAUGAUUGGAAAGGUGCAUGGUGGCACAGUAGUUUCACCGUCCACUCAGGUUUUGUGGAGGAAGACAGUCCAUAUGCCAAAGAUGGUAAAAAAGGCACUUACUUCUAUGAAUUCUCGAGGCCUUUAAGAACCCUGGAUCGGCUACAACAGGAUGCUCAGUUCACAAUCGGCGAAACGAGCAAGAUGUCAGUUGCAUUUUGGUAUCCCCCUGAGGGGUUAGCAUGGCAUGGUUCUGGACACUUUUCUAUUAACUGUGAUUGGAUAUCCUUAGAUGUCACUCCAGGAAGGUCUGUGGUAACAACCGGAACAAGUAGCUCUGGUUCUGGUGUUUUUGCUCUUUUGUUAUCAGUAUUCUCUUUAUGUGGAUCUGUUUUUGUGGGAUACUGGGUGAUUGUCAGACCCAGAAGAAUUCCCUUCACACCAAUGGAGACUCAAAUGGAAAACAUUUAGGACAGCACUAUGGGAUGGUGUUUUAGGUUUUGUACUAUUCAUUGGCAUUGUAUUGGGUAAUAUUACACGAAAUGCUCCUAGUUUGUCCCUAUUUUUAAAAUCAGAAUUCUCAUUUUUUAUUCAUAAUAAUAACCCAAUAGUAGGAAGAUGUGAUAGUUUCGUUUUGGUCA